AAGAUCAUGGACAAACGAAAUGAAUCCGUCAUUACCGAAUUCAUUCUUCAGGGAUUCACAGACAAUCCCAAAAUGCAGCUUGUUCUUUUUAUGGUCUUCCUCUCAGUUUAUGCCAUCACUGUGUUCGGGAAUCUCGGGAUGAUUCUGCUGAUUUGUGCUCAACCCCAACUCCACAAACCCAUGUAUUACUUCCUGGGCAACCUCUCCGUUGUGGAUCUCUGCUGUUCCUCAACCAUUGCUCCUAAAAUGCUGUCUGACUUACUAAGUGCAACUAAAAGAAUUUCUUACAGUGCCUGUGCUACACAGCUCUUUCUAUUUGAAAUGCUUGCAGACGCAGAGUGCUUUUUGUUGGCUGUGAUGGCCUAUGAUAGAUAUGUGGCCAUCUGCAAUCCACUUCUCUAUUCAGCCAUGAUGUCUAAAAAGGCCUGCCAGCAACUGCUCACUGCUGUGUACUUUACAGGCCUGCUGGAUUCAAUGAUACACACUUCUUCUACAUUCCAACUGUCUUUCUGCAGCUCUAAUAUUAUCAAUCACUUCUUCUGUGAUGAACCUCCACUUCUCAUACUCUCCUGUUCUGACACAUAUAUUAAUGAGAUUAUGCUAUUUAUCUCUGUUAGUUUCGUUGAAGCAACCAGCGUUAGUAUGAUUCUUGUGUCCUACAUUUAUAUUUUGGUUACAGUCCUAAGAAUGCGCUCUGCUGAGGGCAGGCACAAGGCAUUGUCCACCUGUGCUUCUCACCUGACAGCUGUUGGGAUAUUCCACGGGACAAUACUCUUCAUGUACUUCCGGCCCACCUCCAGCUAUUCCAUGGACCAAGACAAGUGGGCCUCAUUGUUCUACACAGUUGUGAUCCCCAUGCUCAACCCUCUGAUCUACAGCCUGAAGAAUAAGGAGGUGAAAGAUGCUGCAACAAAAUCAGUGGGCAACAUAUGGAUUUUUAAAGGAAAUAAUCCUAGACAAAUUUAA
This is a messenger RNA of Python bivittatus (Burmese python), 966 nucleotides long. The record is from RefSeq and is a predicted model, not a curated record. NCBI's taxonomy places the organism in Eukaryota, Metazoa, Chordata, Lepidosauria, Squamata, Pythonidae.